Molecule: messenger RNA, 6621 nt
Organism: Oncorhynchus kisutch (coho salmon)
Lineage: Eukaryota; Metazoa; Chordata; Actinopteri; Salmoniformes; Salmonidae
Product: zinc finger protein 585A
Exons: 7
Coding region: 609-3902 (1097 amino acids)
Biological process (GO): telomere capping; regulation of telomere maintenance via telomere lengthening; regulation of gene expression
Cellular component (GO): shelterin complex; nucleus
Molecular function (GO): telomeric repeat DNA binding
Source: RefSeq, a predicted model, not a curated record
AGUGCUACUGGCAAGAACACGUAGCUAGCUAACAAAGCUCGAAAUGCAACAUCUCAAGGAAAAAGGUCCAUUUCUUCCCCCAGCGUCUCUGCGUCUUUUGGUUCCUCCCCUGCGGCUGGUGUCUGCAGCUCUAUGGCAGGUUGUUCAGCGGAGAGACGUCAUGGACUACGGCUUGGUGGAGGAGUUUGUCGUCACUGUGUUGGACGUAGUCCCAGAUCUGAUGAGUUACAGGGAGAAAGUCCAACUCAUCAUGGGUCUGAGAGCACAGACACGCUGCCCACAACACCGUGCUAAAACGGCUCCGUGGGAAACGGCUCCGUGGGAAACGGCUCCGUGGGAAACGGCUCCGUGGGAAACGGCUCCGUUUCCAUAGACACGCUGCCUACAACACCGUGCUAAAACGGCUCCGUGGGAAACGGCUCCGUGGGAAACGGCUCCGUGGGAAACGGCUCCGUGGGAAACGGCUCAUCUCAAUACACUGGUUUUGUUUGCUGGAAUUCUUAAAAAUAAAAAUAAAUCUUUACUUUUAUUCCCAUCAGCUGGUUCUGAAGUUGUUGUUCUCAGAACACCUCGCUGACUCUGACACCAUCCAGUCACACCUGAACAGGAUGAGAACCUGUAGCAUCACUCAUAGGGACAACCAGAUUUGUGAUCCUGAGGUGGAGGCAUCAGAAUCCAACUUCCUGAAGCUGAUUAAAACGCUGCUGGAAGACCCAGUUGAGAGAGAACGCUUCUUUCAGAACGUUUUUCCAGAGGAAUUCGGCCCCCAGUAUCACUCCGCACUGCAGACUCUGGUGUGGGAGUUCCUCUCCAGACUGGAGAAGCUGCUUCCAACACCGACCCUUCAACAGACUGCAUCUUGGUUUCUACCUGACCACUCUGUCCUGGAGCAGUGUGAGCAGUCUGUGCGUCACCCUCAACCUUUGAGGACCCUUCUCCAGUACCACACCAACCUUUCUCCAAUCCCACAUGUUGAGGCCAAUGCUCUGUCAUCUGGAGACAACCACAUCCUGUCUCCAUCUCCCCGAGAGUCAUCCACUGACCAAGCUGACCCAGAGAUCCAAUCAGAACCCAUACAGACAUUUAUGACCAUUCAAAGCCCUGCAUCAUAUUGCUGUGAGUCAGAAAUGACACCUUCGCUGGAUUACAGGGAGAGUCAACGAGGGAUUCAUUUAGACCGCACUGCAAAUGUCGCCAUUUUGCCUUCGAAUGAAGAGGUGGACCAGCGUGUCAACAAGGAAACUCUUGACAAAGAGAGUGAAAUGGAUCAGGCUUUUCUUCUCCUUCGUGCUGACAGUGGGCCCAAAAUCCAACCGGGAGCUCACCGCUUCGAAAAGGAAGCGCAGGACGUUUCUGAUUGGUCUACGUCCUGUCGGCUCCGUCAGCCCACGGUGCUGCUGCACAGACUUGACAUUACUGAUACGCUGUCACCUGUGUCAGAGGUCUUUCCAACACCGAGCAGAGAGAGGCUUCAGAUUGACAAUGUGGAAACCCAAGGACGGAGAGGAGAACGGGUCGUAUCACAAAAGAGCGAGAGGAAUGUCGACGUAGAGCCCUCAGAUAGCCGACCUCGAUAUUCUCUGGUUCCUGGCCCAUGUCGUACUAAAGGGCAGCCUAAAAAAAGCAAGCGUGUCAAAAUAUGCUCCUUGUGUGGGGAAACUUUCAGGGAAGCAAAGGAUUUGACAGCACACAUAACAUCUCACACUGAGCAGAGGUCUUACCAGUACACCCUGUGUAGUAGACAAGACGUUGAACACCGUGACGACUUAGAGAAGCAUCGGCAGAAUGUGUGUGAGGCGGCAGCUCAACCAGAAGAGGAUAACACGUCUGCUACAUCGACGAGGGAAAGAGAUAUCUCAGCCCCACGACACUUUACCUCAGCCCCAACCAGGAGCUCACCGCCUCGAAGAGGAAGUGCACAGAGAUAUCUCAGUCCCAACCAGGAGCUCACCGCCUCGAAAAGGAAGUGCACAGAGAUAUCUCAGCCCCAACCAGGAGCUCACCGCCUCGAAAAGGAAGUGCAGGACGUUUCUAAUUUGUGCAGGACAUCGACAUCGACGAGGGAUUGCACAGAGAUAUCUCAGCCCCACGACACUUUACCCCAGAGAAGGCACAAGACAACCCAACACGGUAAACCAAGACAGUCUUCCAAAGUCACCAAACGCUCCGUGUGUGACGAGACCUUCAGUAAGGCAUCGCACCUGGGAUACACACCUGGGAAGCUCCUCAACUGUGGGGAUGUUUCUGAGAACUCCACUUUGAAGAAACACAAAAAAGUGUGUUUGAAGACAAAGACACGUCUCUCUUGCUCUCUGUGCGGAGACACCUUUACGCUCUCUGAGCCAAACGAGCGUGAGGACGUGAACCCACAGCAACUUCCGAGGGAGGCUCUUCCAGAGGCCGCCGCUGUUUUGGCAGCAGUAGAAAAUUCGACAGAGAUACCUCAGCCCUCAAACACAACACCCCAAAACCCAACCACCUCCAAUGCUCUGCCCUUUCAGCUAGCUAAUCAUUACAGAAAAUGCCUUUUAUGUAAAGAGGCUUUUGAUAACGGAGAAGACCUGAGAAGACAUCUGAGAUUUCAACAUGGUGUACUUCCUUACCUGUGCUUUAAAUGUGGGGAGAGUUUCCAAAGCACCUCUGAUCAGAAGAAACACUCGGACCAGUGUUCCGGUCAAAACAUUCCAGAGUCCAGGAAGUGUCCCGGUUGCAGGACGAGGACUUCUCAAUGUAGACAACAGCAGGAAAUGACAAGUCAGGAAGGGAACCUUAAAAGACACCAGACAGCCUGGUCGCCACAACAUACAGGGGAAAACGAGAUGGAGACCCCACAGUCCAGCAGCACAGACGUCAACUUCUCAAAUGAGUCUCGGCAACACCGGCUAAACCAAUCCGUCGAUCAAUCAAAGUUAUUUGUAAGGUGCUUUUUCGAUCAGCGAACUGCUCUUACAGUAAGCAUGUCUAGACCCCGAAGAUUGAACCGCUGUGAUGAGACGGACUUUCAGACACAGCAAGACUUUAAUGAGGAAGUGAAUCCAAGCCAAACCCUAAGGGAGGUUGACCCAGCAGGUGGAGGCACAUCUCAGCCUUCAAGGGGGAACGGGAUAGAGACUCCCCAGCCCCACAGUACUGAAUCCCAGAACCCAACAACCUGCGCCGCUUCCCCCACUCUGCCCCCUGGUGUGAAUUUAGAUUCUAGAACAUGUCACGUGUGUUCCAAGAGUUUUCGUAGGAAACAAUCCCUGAUUUUGCAUCUGAGACGGCACGGUGAAGGAGCCAUUAACUGUCCCAUAUGUUCAAGGUGCUUUGGUCGCAACAGGGAUUUAAAGUUUCACCUGGCCAACAAAUCAGGUUGUGGGCCAACGCGGCGUAAUCUUACCACCGUAAUCGUUCCCACAAAAGACACGCCGGUCUUCACCUGCCCCGAAUGUCUGCAACAGUUCACAAGCGAAAAGAAACUGAAAUCACACAUGGUAUGUCACACAGGAGACGGGUUCUCCUGUAGCUUUUGUGGCAAAAUGUUUGCCGGACACAACCAAUUGAAGUUUCAUAUUCGUUGUCAUAGUUACAGGCCUUAUCUAUGUGAUACGUGUGGCAAGGAUUUCCCAUCUCAGAGUGCGUUGGAAUCACACGAGCGUGUGCACACAGACGAGCGGGCAUACUCUUGCACAGACUGUGGGAAAACCUUUAAGCGUAAGGGUACGCUGACACAACACCGACUGAUUCAUACGGGGGAGCGGCCAUUCGCGUGUGCUCUUUGUCAAGUACGUUUUACCACCAAUAAGCAUCUGAAACUGCACAUGAUGUGUCACACGGGGGAGAGGCCUUUUAAAUGUCCGGUUUGUGGAAGGGGCUUUAGACAGAAAGGCGAUUUGAGACAACAUCAAGCUUCGUGUUCCUAGUUGCCUUUGGGGGCUCAAGAGGUUAAGAUAAAAGAGUUCUUACGUUCUUAUUGUGUCUGUCAGUAUUCCGACGUUCUAAUUCCGUCUCACCCUGCAGGGUUCAUAACAUCUGGUAAAUCUGUGAAUUCCAGCCAAUCCGACUGUGCGGCUUCUUCCACAUGCGGAACUCUGACGUCACAAAGGAAAUCACCUUUGAAUAACAGCAGUUUUUGGCAGUUAAAUGCAACAACAAAACAUUAUUUAUAUAAAAAAAUAAUAUAUAUAUAAAUCUAUUAAUGUGUUUUUUUGAAAACAAGUUGUUAGUGAGCAGGUUGCUGUACUUUCAGUUUGUGGUUGAAACAGUUUUGCCAUCCAGCCAAUCGGCGUUUUCUAAAUUGGUCCAAAGCAUGUGAAUGUACUCAACUCGUCGCGCCCAGUUUCCCGUUUGUCAUGAAGGCAGCAUAAAGCACGCCCAUAGGAAGUGCCGCAGGUGCAUUCCAUUACGGUUUGGAAUGGAGACUUCAACUUACGAUUUUAACGAGGUUAUCAAUUAGUCUAUUAGACCAAUGUCAAUGGGGAUGUUUCGAAAUGCAAUAGACCUUAUACCACCCGUCGCAUAAAUAAGGCGAAUUAAGUACGACAUAAAUGGUUAAAAAAAAAAAUUGUCUUGCACAAUUGUCCAUGGCUGUCUUAUUGCAACGAUCCAGAACGUUCUGAGAGUUGAUUAAAUAUUGUCGGGUUAUCUGAUUGGAGGAAUCACUGAAGACUGAAACGCGAUAGAAUGCUGUUGUAACAGAUCUCUCAGUGGGCAGAUGUUCCAUUUGGGUACGUUGUUGGGGAGGGAUGAUGCACCGCCCAGUUUCAAGCACGCGUGUAGAAGUCUGAAUACUGCGGCUCGUGCCAGUAAAACUCAUAAUUCAGCCAACUCUGAAAAGAGCACUCGUCAUUUUGAUUUGUGAUAUACACUAACCAGAUGUAUUUUGUCGGGUAAAUUAGAUUCCUGUUGGGUGGUUCUUAUCAACAGACUAAAUCCCUUCUACCUUUUCCACAAAAAACUUUAGAAUUCUCCAUAUUGAAUGAGGUAAUUUAGAAUUCUCCAUAUUGAAUGAGGUCAUUUAGAAUUCUCCAUAUUGAAUGAGGUAAUUUUGAAUUCUCCAUAUUGAAGGAGGUAAUUUUGAAUUCUCCAUAUUGAAUGAGGUAAUUUUGAAUUCUCCAUAUUGAAGGAGGUAAUUUUGAAAUCUCCAUAUUGAAGGAGGUAAUUUUGAAAUCUCCAUAUUGAAGGAGGUAAUUUUGAAUUCUCCAUAUUGAAUGAGGUCAUUUUGAAUUCUCCAUAUUGAAGGAGGUCAUUUUGAAUUCUCCAUAUUGAAUGAGGUCAUUUUGAAUUCUCCAUAUUGAAGGAGGUCAUUUUGAAUUCUCCAUAUUGAAGGAGGUCAUUUUGAAUUCUCCAUAUUGAAUGAGGUCAUUUUGAAUUCUCCAUAUUGAAUGAGGUCAUUUUGAAUUCUCCAUAUUGAAUGAGGUAAUUUUGAAUUCUCCAUAUUGAAGGAGGUAAUUUUGAAUUCUCCAUAUUGAAUGAGGUAAUUUUGAAUUCUCCAUAUUGAAGGAGGUAAUUUUGAAAUCUCCAUAUUGAAGGAGGUAAUUUUGAAAUCUCCAUAUUGAAGGAGGUAAUUUUGAAUUCUCCAUAUUGAAUGAGGUCAUUUUGAAUUCUCCAUAUUGAAGGAGGUCAUUUUGAAUUCUCCAUAUUGAAUGAGGUCAUUUUGAAUUCUCCAUAUUGAAGGAGGUCAUUUUGAAUUCUCCAUAUUGAAGGAGGUCAUUUUGAAUUCUCCAUAUUGAAUGAGGUCAUUUUGAAUUCUCCAUAUUGAAUGAGGUCAUUUUGAAUUCUCCAUAUUGAAGGAGGUAAUUUUGAAAUCUCCAUAUUGAAGGAGGUAAUUUUGAAUUCUCCAUAUUGAAUGAGGUAAUUUUGAAUUCUCCAUAUUGAAGGAGGUAAUUUUGAAAUCUCCAUAUUGAAGGAGGUAAUUUUGAAAUCUCCAUAUUGAAGGAGGUAAUUUUGAAUUCUCCAUAUUGAAUGAGGUCAUUUUGAAUUCUCCAUAUUGAAGGAGGUCAUUUUGAAUUCUCCAUAUUGAAUGAGGUCAUUUUGAAUUCUCCAUAUUGAAUGAGGUCAUUUUGAAUUCUCCAUAUUGAAGGAGGUCAUUUUGAAUUCUCCAUAUUGAAGGAGGUCAUUUUGAAUUCUCCAUAUUGAAUGAGGUCAUUUUGAAUUCUCCAUAUUGAAUGAGGUCAUUUUGAAUUCUCCAUAUUGAAGGAGGUAAUUUUGAAAUCUCCAUAUUGAAGGAGGUAAUUUUGAAAUCUCCAUAUUGAAGGAGGUAAUUUUGAAAUCUCCAUAUUGAAGGUAAUUUUGAAAUCUCCAUAUUGAAGGAGGUAAUUUUGAAUUCUCCAUAUUGAAUGAGGUCAUUUUGAAUUCUCCAUAUUGAAGGAGGUCAUUUUGAAUUCUCCAUAUUGAAUGAGGUCAUUUUGAAUUCUCCAUAUUGAAUGAGGUAAUUUUGAAUUCUCCAUAUUGAAGGAGGUAAUUUUGAAAUCUCCCUUUUUGAACGAAAUAAUCUAAUCUGUUGAAAAAGUUUAUUUUUUUUUAAAUGACAAACUUCUUAGCUUUGUAAAACAGCCAAUUGUAUAUAUCCUUUACAAAACUGCAACUAUAUGUCUCCAAGAAUUGUAAUAAACAUAACAGCAACCCAUGCAUUAUCCUCAA